GACUUUCAUGCUGCAGAAAGGACCCAGUAUGCACUGGGCUGGUGACUUCAGUACACCAGGAAGUAAAGUUGGAUCUUAGAAACUGUCUAUGGGAAUAAGUAGGGCCAGAAAGGACAUAUUGCAUCAGGAAGAAUCUGCAAUGGAUAAAAAAAGCAAUGGUUUCUUCUUACUGGUUAUUCUACUAAUUAGAAUGGCUCCAAGUCUUUCUUCUACUGUAAGUUAUACUGACCCCACAUUAGAGCCCAUAGCAACUGAACAUUCAGCAAUACACCAGAAGAUCGUAGAUUCACAAUUCAAGUGCUAUGAAAGGAUGAACAGAGCUCCACCUUACAAUAAACAAGGGCUGUUUUGUAAGCGGACGUGGGAUGGAUGGCUAUGCUGGGAUGACACACCUGCUGGAGAAUUCGCUGACCAAAAUUGCCCUGAUUAUUUUCCAGACUUUGAUCCAACUGAAACAGCAACAAAAUAUUGUGAUAAGACAGGAACCUGGUUCCGGCAUCCUGAAAGCAACCGGACUUGGUCCAAUUACACACGGUGCAAUUCUUUCACAAAUGAAAAACGUAAGAUGGUAUACAUACUUUACUACAUGACUAUCGUAGGACAUGCUAUGUCUAUAACUUCCCUGUUGAUUUCCUUGGGAAUUUUCUUCUAUUUCAAGAGCCUCAGCUGUCAAAGGAUAACGUUGCACAAGAAUUUGUUUUUUUCAUAUGUACUUAACUCUGUGUUUACACUUGCCCACCUCAUUGCAGUAGUGUCUGAUCAAGACCUGGUAAAAAAAGAUCCAGUAAGCUGCAAAGUGCUUCAGUUUUUUCACCAGUACAUGAUGGGCUGUAACUACUUUUGGAUGCUUUGUGAAGGCAUUUAUCUUCAUACUCUCAUUGUGGUGGCAGUAUUUGCUGAAGAACAGCGGCUGCACUGGUAUUACCUCUUGGGUUGGGGAUUCCCCUUAGUUCCAGCAUCAAUUCAUGCUGUGGCACGAACCAAAUACUUCAAUGAUAAUUGCUGGAUUAGUGUUGACACUUACUUGCUGUAUGUUGUUCAUGGACCUGUGAUGGCAGCUUUAUUGGUCAAUUUUUUCUUUUUGCUCAACAUUGUACGAGUUCUGGUAACAAAACUGAGAGACACGCAUCGGGCUGAGUCCAACAUGUACAUGAAAGCAGUGAGAGCCACUUUAAUCCUUGUGCCCUUACUAGGAAUCCAGUUUGUCAUUAUUCCCUGGAGGCCUGAAAACAAACUGGCUGGAGAAAUAUAUGAUUAUAUCAUGCAUAUCCUGAUGCAUUACCAGGGCUUACUUGUGGCAACUAUUUUCUGUUUCUUCAAUGGAGAGGUCCAAGGAGCUUUGAAGAGGCAGUGGAUGCAGUAUAAAACUCAGUGGGGUCAAAGGCGACGAGAACAUUGCUCUACACGAUCUACCUCCUACACAGCAACAUCUAUCACAGAGGUCCCCAUUUAUCUAUAUCAUCACGAUUCCAACAGUGAACAAAUUAAUGGAAAAUACAUAGAGGACUCUGAACUUGUUGCACUGAAAUCCGGAGAGACAUCUGCUUAGCUUACAAAUAAGGGAUUUUUCUUUCUGUUCAUAAAAUGAGAAGGAGAAGAACUCGAGGCCACUGCAAGAGUAUGCUUGGUCAGGUGACAGGAUGCACCAUAUGCAAAGUACUCAACUUUCUGAUUGCAACAGCUCAGAAAGGGUCUCACAGAAACAGAGAUCUGGUGGCUGGAUCCAACUGCAAAUACUGCUCUUAAGUGUAAAAGGGACCAAGGCUGGAAUUACUCCAUGGAAAAUUGGAUUUCAACCAGUUCCACAUCUUGAUCAUAGGAAAUGAGGAUGCAAUAGUAAUUAACAUUUCCAUUAGGUGUCCCACUGGGCAAUGCCAUGGUCUCUGCAGAUGGACUUUUUAUGGUCCAAACUGAGCUGAAUGCAAGUAGGAGAUGGUCAACUGCUAAUACUUUCCUUUUCUACUAGACUUUGAAACCAUAAAUAUGAGUCAUUUGUCAGUGUCUUGGAAAGCAUUUUCCCCUUUGACUUAAAGUAAGCGCAAGGCUUUCUUAAAGUUUUCUGCACUUAGAGCAAAACAAUAUAAAGAUCAUUCCAUUGUAUUUAAAUCCUCACAAUCUCAAGAGGGUAUCAUUCAGUAUUAUUCAGACAUCAAGCACAGGACAGAAACAGAGGCCAAUUAUUUAUUGUGUCAAAAGCAUUCAAAAAGAAUAGAUUAAGCAUUACCUAAGACAUGCAGUGUUCUGUUGGAAAGUCAAAUGAGAGGACCCAAGAGACUUUCUUCAGUAUUCCAUAUGCUGGUUGCUUAAUAUUAAUCGUUUUUAAGGAAAUUGUCAGCCAUAUUUUUCAGCCCAGCAAUGAGAUAUAGGGAACAUUUUUUUUCUCUACAAUAAACUGUGAAAUGUACUUGGAAAAUCAUCUCUCUCUCUCUCUGUUUCUCUCUUUAUAAUUCUUGAAGAUAAGGAAUCCAAAUACCUUGUACUGUUGGGGCCCAUAACAGAUGUUAUUGACAUUCAUUGGCCAGUUCAGUGCAGUAUCCAAAUUCAAGAGCACUCUAGAGGGGGCAACAUGUCAUCAUUUAUGGUGUGGUUUGUCCCUUAGCAGCAUUUUUCUUCCUUGGGACCAUGAUCACAUAGGCAGGAAUAAUGUAAUCUGCUUGGCUUGUGUGGUUUAAUAUAGAUACUACUUAAAUUGUGUAUAAACAUGGUUCCAAUGCUACUGUCUGGAAUGAAUUGUGAUAAAUCAAAUACUGUGAGUAGGAAAAGCAACAACAAAGAAGUUUCACACAGAAUUUUGUAGGUUAGAAGAUGUUAAUUAUGGUAAUGAUAUACUGAUAGUGUCUUUUUUGAUAUAACACACAAGAAAGUCAGUGAACUUUGCAGUUCUUAUUGCAUAUACCAAGGCCAAAAACAGAAUGGCACCAGUGUUCAUGCAUUAUUAUAAUGCAAGUUUUUUAAUCCCAGGUAUAUUCCACCUUUGAAAAUUUGUUGGAACUGGUUUCUCUGAAGAUUGAGACAGUGAUGAGAGGAACUGGCAUGUCUCCCAAGUAGAUGCACUCCAGUAUUUACACAAGAAUAAUAAUGGGCAUGGUUGAAAAAUGCUGACUGUUUGUUUAUAGAUCUGUAUUUAUCUUAAAAUUACUACAGAAUACAUAGCACUUUUUUAAAAAAAGUCCUUCAGCUGGGGAAUUUUAAAGUUAAUUUUGAUUAGGAGAGGGCAUGAAACAAUCACAGGUGUAUUCAGUGAAUAUUUAUACUAAAGUAUGGAAGGAUGGACAGACAAAGGUUUAGUAAGUCAUAAAUGGUUAUAUAAGUAGUGAAGGUUGGAAGUAGGUCUUCAACUUGUCACAUAUGGAAAUGUUCCAUGAACCAAAUCUAUGACCUAUCUAUACAAUUCAGCUUCCCAUUGUAAGUAAUAGAUGGAUCUUUGUACUUGGGCAGAGAUGUAAGUGUGUAAGCACCAGAUCACAAAGUUUGUCCUACUCGCAAUAAGUUGGUACCAAGAGUCAUCAUGUGCAGAACCAACUGUGAACUGACCUGAACUAAAGGGCUCAAAAAGGUAUCUGAAUAUCAUCAAUGAGGUCACUAUCCUUACAGACACUGACAGCUGUGACAUUAGUUAGGCUAUAAUUUUUCUUUCUCUAAUCAAGUAAGAAAAGAUGAAAAGGAAGGUUAUAGAGAGGUUUUGAGAUGAAAGAAAUCAAACAGGGCACAAUGCAAACAAUUUAGCUCAAUGGAAGAUAUAUAAGCAUAUGCUUAAGUCUCUCACUGCUGUCAAUGAGAUUUUCAAAAAUGAUUAGCUUUGCCUAAAUUGUGGCCAUGGACUAUAUUGCAUCUGAUGUCCUAAUGUCUGUUCUGUAACUAAUCGAUUAUACAUGCAAAUUACAUACUAACCUAUCUAUUUUUAAUUAAUUCUUGCCUUUGCACUAGGGUUGUAAGAUUGGGUUUCUUAUGCCCCAAACACAUAAUAUUUACAAAAAAAAGUGUCACAAACUUUGGAUUUUAAUUUGGUGACCUACUUGAUUAAGAAGAUGUAGCCCUUCUAGUCCAUGGAGGGUGUCAUCCAAAGUUCACCGUGUUUAGUGCACAGCCACAAGCUUAACUGCACCUCGUUCAGGGCAGGAUGGACAGUGGUGGGUUAAUUUUUGGCUUUCUAGACAAAGUGCUGCAGAGAGGGAGGAAAGGAGGCUGAGGCACUGUUUUGAUCUAGUAUAACCCCUGCCCACCCUUUGGCACCCCCUUAGCUGUCUCUACAGCUGAUUUCUGACCUGAGAGACAGGUGAAACAGGUCUUCCUGGGGUCCCUGUAUCCAGACUCUCAGCCUGUCAGACGAUGUUAGAAGGCCACAGGACUGUGCCCUAAACAGAUGACUGCAUAGUACAUCGCAGAAAUGAGCCUCUGCUUGUUAGUAUUCCGUGAACAACACUGAGAGGUGUUUUUUUUUUUAAACGAGUCAUCAGUACUAGGAAUUUUAUAUUACUGGCCAUUUUUAUGCUUAUUGAGCUUUAUCACAGCAGCUGUAUAUACUUUCUAAGUACAAAAAAUGGGCUAUUGAAACAGAAAUGUACAUAAGGCACAAAGAACUGAUAAUAGGAUUGUUUGUUUCAUCUGUAAAAAAUUGUUCACACAGUAUAUUAUAUUAAUGGAAAUGUAUAAUAUUGCCAUUUUUCUGGGGUGGGGAGGGGAAUAAUGGUCAGCUUUGUGAUCCAUCAAGUCAUUUUACUCAUUGAAGUUGGCUGCUAUUGCCAAAGAUGCAUAUGAAGAUUUGUCAAAAACCUUUGUGUAAGAAAAGUAACUUCUGAAGACAUCCAUGGUCAAUUCUGUUGCACGUUGAUCUGUUUGUGUCAUUUAAAUCCGCAAAUGCUGAGCACAUCCUUGUACUGGCAUCCCUUAACAUGGUACCCUGCAGAAACUGUCAUGAGGUUGUUGGAACUUACAGUCUAACACAACUGAAGGACACCCAACUGGGGAAGGAUUUGUACUAAGAUCAAAUACCUCAUGCUACAUUAUUAUUUUCCUGAUUGUCAUAGUAAAACUGUGCAAAAAAAGCUGCACUUAAAAUCAAAUUGUCUUCUGUUCCAAAGAAGCCUACAUCUGAGGCCAUCAAGCAAGCACUGGUGGCACACUAAAUCCUAGUUUUUCAUGAAGAGAUUCAGGUAAGAUCUGAACACUUGUUGCAUAAUU
Messenger RNA from Varanus komodoensis (Komodo dragon), 5181 nucleotides. RefSeq names its product calcitonin receptor (gene CALCR). Lineage: Eukaryota; Metazoa; Chordata; Lepidosauria; Squamata; Varanidae. The transcript is spliced from 13 exons. The record is from RefSeq and is a predicted model, not a curated record. Gene Ontology annotation, cellular component: plasma membrane; axon. Gene Ontology annotation, molecular function: calcitonin receptor activity; amylin receptor activity. Gene Ontology annotation, biological process: positive regulation of cytosolic calcium ion concentration; cell surface receptor signaling pathway; adenylate cyclase-activating G protein-coupled receptor signaling pathway. The coding region runs from base 89 to 1549 and encodes 486 amino acids.